CUCAAAGUCAACCUACUAGCACUCAACGCACUCAACCAUGGUUGCACUUCCCAUCGACGAGAUAAAACGCCUGUUGGACCUCCACCCUAAAUCGCCAUCCAUACGCUACCAAUAUGGUACCGCAGGUUUCAGAACCUUGGGCAAGGUCCUUGAUCCUGUUCUCUUCAGAGUCGGUGUUCUUGCCGGCCUAAGGAGCAAAAAACUCGAUGGCAAGGUCAUUGGUGUUAUGGUCACAGCAUCCCAUAACCCAGAGCCUGACAACGGCGUGAAGCUCGUAGACCCUCGUGGAGAGAUGCUCGAAUCGGCUUGGGAAAUUCAUGCUACAAACCUGGCAAACGCAGCCACUACUGAUGACUUUGUGGCUGCCCUCGAAGAUUUCGUCAAGUUGGCUAAGAUUGAUCUCUCCAAGCCCGCUCGUGUCGUGUUUGCCCGUGACACUCGCCCAUCGGGCCCCGCCCUCGUUGCAUCGCUCAAGGAUGGCUUGCAGGCUAUCGGUGCAGAAACUCGGGACGGCGGAAUAACCACCACCCCGGUCCUUCAUUAUCUUGUGCGGACGAUGAACACGAAAGGAACCAGUGCAUCAUACGGCGAUGAUUCUGAAGAAGGUUAUAUCACCAAAAUUAGUACCGCUUUCAAGAACCUUGUGGCUGGCAAAGCCGCUCUGGCUCCUCUAACUAUUGACUGUGCUAAUGGUGUUGGUGCCAAGACGGGUCAGCAGUUCCAGGAUGCCUUGAAGGACACCCUUCCGAUAGUUCUUGAGAAUACGAAUGGUGUUCUGAACGAAAACUGUGGAGCGGAUUAUGUGAAGACGUCCCAGAAGCUGCCUCCUUCUUUGGAGACUGUGCUACAAGCCGGUCAACGUGCAUGCAGUCUUGACGGAGACGCCGAUCGACUCAUUUACUACUAUCUCGACGAACGCCGUCAGUUCCACAUGCUGGAUGGCGAUAAAAUAACCGCCCUCACAGCCAGUUUCAUUGUGGAUCUCGUCAAAGCUUCCGGCUUGGAGCAGAAAAUCAAAGUCGGUGUUGUGCAGACCGCCUAUGCCAAUGGCAGCUCGACCAAGUACUUGACAGAGCGUCUUCCGGUGAAAUGUGUCUCCACCGGAGUGAAACAUCUACAUCAUGCAGCUGAGCACUACGACGUCGGUGUUUACUUCGAAGCAAACGGACAUGGGACAGUGUUGUUCUCGCCGCAGGCCGAAGACACUAUCAGGAAUCACAAACCUUCCACUCCCGCGCAAUCUACGACACAAACUCAUCUGAUCAACACAAUAGAUGUCAUCAAUCAGACAGUCGGGGAUGCCCUUUCUGACAUGCUUCUCGUUGAGAUUGUCCUAGCACACAAGUCCUACAGUGGUGCCGAAUGGGAUUCGCUGUAUGCGGAUCUCCCCAAUCGCCUUGUCAAGGUGGUUGUCGGUGACCGAAACGCGUUCAAGACGGAGGAUGCCGAGCGGCGUCUUGUUAGCCCUGUCGGACUGCAGGCCAAGAUUGACGAGCUUGUUAGAAAGUACGAAGGCGGACGUUCGUUCGUUCGUCCGAGCGGGACCGAGGAUGUAGUUCGUGUCUACGCGGAGGCGGCACUGCGUCCUCAGGCAGAUGAACUGGCGUUCCGAGUUGCAGGAUUGGUCUAUGACGAGGCUGGAGGGGACCCGGUCAACAGGCCGCGAGAGUUCCUCUAAAAUAUCAAGGGACAGUGAUAACAUGGGUCUGGUCAAAGUAGUGUAUCAAUCGUUAUGUAUGUACUAUAUGGAAUAGGACACGAAAGGUCCGAAGAUGCCCCAGGUCUGAGAUCUGAGUCACCAAGCUUAGGCUCAUAAGUACCUGGCCAGUCGCGUAUAUAGCGGUAGCAAUUGUGACUUGUCU
Coniophora puteana RWD-64-598 SS2 is the source of this 1862-nucleotide messenger RNA. RefSeq names its product Phosphoacetylglucosamine mutase. Gene Ontology annotation, biological process: UDP-N-acetylglucosamine biosynthetic process; carbohydrate metabolic process. NCBI's taxonomy places the organism in Eukaryota, Fungi, Basidiomycota, Agaricomycetes, Boletales, Coniophoraceae. The transcript is spliced from 6 exons. Gene Ontology annotation, molecular function: phosphoacetylglucosamine mutase activity; magnesium ion binding. The record is from RefSeq and is a predicted model, not a curated record. The coding region runs from base 38 to 1678 and encodes 546 amino acids.